CUUGAUGAACAUCGUGCGCAACUGUGGCGCGAUGCGCGCGAUCUCGCUCUGUGUCUUAUCGAUGCGUGCCAACCUGUUACACGUGCACUUCUCACAAAGUGCUUCCAAAUUGAGUCGAAAGACGCUGAGGACAUUCUGUCAACCUUUGCAGUACAUGGUAAUAGGACUUGGAAGUUAAGGAUUUUGCCAGAUCCUGUUUUUCUUGAAAGUGAGAUUUGGGAUGCUGAUGAAUCCUGUGGCGAUUUUAGCCCAGAAAAUGCAGCGCUUGUGUUGGAGCAACGGCGUUUUUGGUUGGAAAGAUGGGCAGAACUUCGCAAGCGCAUCGACAUCACAUUAUCUACUGUGCCGACUAGAGCACGUAGAAAUAGUUCUAGAGGCAGCCCGACGAAGAGCCCAACCCAAACGCGGAAAAAUAAUCGUUGA
Molecule: messenger RNA, 423 nt
Organism: Strongylus vulgaris
Lineage: Eukaryota; Metazoa; Nematoda; Chromadorea; Rhabditida; Strongylidae
Source: the annotation of a GenBank genome assembly